AUGAAGACAUGGGAACAGGUAACUGGAAGUAUUGCAUCUGCAGCACAAAUCGCUGGAUCUCUCGUGUGCCCUUACCUCAUCUACAAAGCGGUGACGUCGAGAUGCAUCGAUUUUGUUCCGCUCGCUCCGGUAGCCUUCACCUGGAUAAUGGAGUUACAUGCUAUCAUCUACAGUAUCGGAUUAGAUGACUUCUACAUGCUGGUAAGAAUUUUUUUUAUCAUUUCUGACUUUCUUCUGCGCUCACAGAAGGACGUUCCUAUGUCGCUUGAAAAAUUAGACCAC
This is a messenger RNA of Ostertagia ostertagi, 282 nucleotides long. NCBI's taxonomy places the organism in Eukaryota, Metazoa, Nematoda, Chromadorea, Rhabditida, Trichostrongylidae. The record is from the annotation of a GenBank genome assembly.